CAGAUAAUUCAGAAGACUUGGAAUGGCCUUUAUUAGGUGAUAAUGACUCUGAAUCCAAAUCUGAUGAUCUGUUUGAACUACAAAUACAAUCAGUUAAACAAACAAAAAAAAAAAAAUCUACUAUGAAACCUAUUCAUGAUGUUAAAACUAAGUAG
Molecule: messenger RNA, 155 nt
Organism: Racocetra persica
Lineage: Eukaryota; Fungi; Glomeromycota; Glomeromycetes; Diversisporales; Gigasporaceae
Source: the annotation of a GenBank genome assembly